ACCGCGACGGCUCGCUCACGACCCUCUUGGGGGUGGUAAAGUAUCCUUUAUGGGCGUCAGUUGUUGGAAAGUGGGUUGCGAUGGAAGAUUGGCAAUGGUCAAUCGGCCUCCCUUCUCCAGUCUAACUGGAUUCCUCGGUAUCAGUUAGACCCCUCUUCCUAUAAUCCCCGGGUCUUGCCUGAGGGGGGUGAUCCCUUGGUGGCGGAAGUUAUUAGUGAGGGGGGAGGUGGUCUGAUGAAAUGCUCAAUCAAUGGUUUGAUCCACCCACCUGUAAGGCUAUUAAAACUAUUCCCCUCCCGCGCAUGGAUGUACCUGAUAAGCUUAUUUGGCAUUUUGCGGCGGAUGGGGUCUUCUCGGUUAAGACGGCUUAUCAUUUAGCAGUUGAUUUGGACAGGAGGAGGGGGGGUGGCGUUCCUCGGUAAGCUGGAUGGAUAAGUCGAGCUGGAUUAAAGUUUGGGAGGCUAAGAUCCCUCCGAAAUUGAAAGUAUUUGUUUGGCAGAUUUUUAAUCGGGCCCUGCCGACUAUGGAGGCGCUUAUUGAGAAGAAGGUCCCGGUGCUACCUCGGUGUCCAGUUUGUUGGGAAGGCCCGGAGACAAUGGAGCAUUUGUUCCUUUAUUGUCCGGUGGCGCGGGCCCUCUGGGAUUAUUCGGGGCUGGAAUACUUGGGCGAGGGUUUGCCUCGACAGACUUUCCCUUUGUUUCUCAAACGUCUGUUGGGCUUGAUCCAUCAUCCUGAGAUGGUUAUGGCUGUUGUUGCCAUUCUUUGGCGGAUCUGGAGAUCUCGGAAUUGGGUGGUCUUUGAAGGCAAGCAAUUUGGGAUUUUGGCGCUCAUGCGACAGUUCAACCAGCAGGUUGAGGAAUGGAUGGGCCUUCCAGCGGAUCAGGCGCCUAGGGUUCAACGCCCGAUAAUACGAACAACUUCACAUUUGGAUGGUGCCCAUUGGGUUUGCAUGUGGGACGGGGCUACUAAGAGUGGGUCUCAUUCGGCUGGUGGGAUGGUUCUUUUUGACCCAGCUCGGGCUCUGUUGCUGGCUAGAGGGGUCCAGUUCGCGCACUUGGAUGAUCCUGCGGGGGUUGAACUGCUUGUGCUGAGGGAAGCUAUUAGUUGGUGUAUGGAGCAAGGUUUGUCGGAGGUCUGCUUUGAGGGCGAUGCGAAGGUGAUAAUCGACAAAAUUAAUCAGGCCAACACAAGCGAUAGCCGGUUGGGUGCUGUUCUUGAAGAGAUUGUUCAUUACUUUCGUGUUCCGCCUGGCUUUAGAGUGCGUUUUGUAGGACGGGAGAACAAUAGGGUAGCUCAUUUGGUAGCUAGGAAAGCCUUCUCUUUGUACCCGACCAUGAGUCGUUUUUUUGAUUUCCAGACCUGGCUGGGUUCCAGGGUGUAACUAUCUUCUGAUUUGAUCAAGAUAUGAUAUCUUUAGAAAAAAAAAAACUAAAAUAUGUUAAUGUAGGUUAUGCAAAAGCUUAAUUUUCGUUCCAGCCAUGCAUUUCGGAAGUGUGUGAACAAAGAGGCAACGCCUUUGAGAGAUGAGAUCAUUCAAGCGCUUAUUUAGAAAACUAUUAAUGAACUUUACCUAAAAAAACUCAAAAAUUUAAAACAAUAGAGAAAAAAGAGAAUUAAGAGAAUGAGAGAGACAGAGAGGUGUUCACACAUUCAAUUCUUUAUUACUCAUGAUCACACCUCUCUCUCUUUCACUCAUUCCUUCAAUACCAUAUUGUCUAUUUCAAUUGCUAAUCAGCUUUAUUGAAGUAAAAGAAAGCAUUUGAUUAUUACAUAACUAAAACCUUUUUUAUUUUUUUCCUCUACCCUCUAUAGAUUGAUGGUUUGUUUUUCAUUCUAAACUCUCUCUCGUGGUUUACUUCUACUAUGCAAUUUAACAUAUGUAAAGAAUUAGAAAAUCAUCAAUUAUAAUGGCGAAUUGGAAAAAGAUGAUACAUCCCGUAAAAAAAAUAUGGAAGGGUGUUACUGUACGACUAAAGUUUCGCAAAAGAGGUAAAUUGAAAACUUGCUUUUGUUUUCUGUUAUAACCAAUCUACUUGAGAAUCUUCUUACAUUUUGCAUGAUUAUGGAUUAAUUUACUAUAUUUUUAUGAACAUUGAUCACUUACAUAUAAAAAAUUGAAUAAGUACAUGAAGAACCUAGAUUUAACAUAUUAUGAGUUUGUCAUAGUAUUUAUUUACCGAGUUUUCAUUUGUUUAUACUUUGGACGAGUUGAUGUGCAUAAAAGAUACUGUGAUAGUACAUCAAGUAACUCACUUAAAUUUCAUAUGUAAUAAGCAUUAAAAGAGAAACUGUUAGGGUGUGUUUUAUGUUUUUACCUUGGAAACUUUUGUUUAUAGAAGUAGUCAAUUACUUUUCAUAAAAAAAAACAAUUUGUUUAUAUUAUACCUAGAAAGGGUUACGAUUUCCGCAUGUUCUUCCUUGAACUCCUUUUCGAUAGUGAACUAUUAUGAUUUUCUUAUUCUGCUGAAUUACUAAUCAUUGUAGUACAAUUUUUACAUUGAUUAAUUAAGUUAUGGUGAUAAUAAAUCGAGGGGAAGGAAGAUGCUAUUUUUAUAACUUUAUUUUUUUACAUACAAAACUUAACUUUUUUGGAUAUGUUUGUUGUUGUAUAAUUUAUAUGUUUUGCAUAUGUACUAAUGUAUGCAUUAUGGUUAUAUAAUGUUGAAAACUUCAUCUAAAUAUUAACUAAAUCAUAUGAUAUUGAGAUAAUUAUAUGCGUAAUAAGUAAUCAAUUUGACAUGCUUUUUCUUCCUCUUUUCAAAUUUUGGUAACAUGUUUGAAAUAACGCAGGGAUUAGUAAAUUGAAACAAGAUGUGAGAGCUUCCAAGUACAAUGAUGUUCACGUUAUGUGGGAUAUGCUAAAAGAAAAUCAAGUAGAAGUUUUGAAGACGGGCAAAGCUGGUCAUAUUUGGAAACAAUGUGGCUAAUCCCCCCCCCCCCCCCCCCCCCCCCCCCCCCCCCACCCAUGGGUAAAACUAUAUUGUUGUUAAAAUAUGACCAAUUAGUCUUUCUCAUGUGCAAUAGUUCGAGAAAAUAGUUCGAGAAAUGGAGUGGUUCCCGAUGCAAGGAUUUGCUCUUUUACAUUAAAAAUGUAUUUUAUAUGAACCCACAUCGAUGGUUAUUGGUUGGAUAAUUUCUGUAUAUUUUAGCUCAGUGCUUCAAUUUCUUAUUGAGGAAAACUUUCAUGAGUUGCAAAGCCGGAGAUAAUAACAAUGAAAUUGGGAGGUGACU
Molecule: messenger RNA, 3231 nt
Organism: Linum trigynum
Lineage: Eukaryota; Viridiplantae; Streptophyta; Magnoliopsida; Malpighiales; Linaceae
Source: the annotation of a GenBank genome assembly